Messenger RNA from Tarenaya hassleriana, 1979 nucleotides. RefSeq names its product cell division protein FtsZ homolog 2-2, chloroplastic-like. Bases 201 to 1655 code for a protein of 484 amino acids. The record is from RefSeq and is a predicted model, not a curated record. Gene Ontology annotation, molecular function: GTPase activity; GTP binding. Gene Ontology annotation, biological process: chloroplast fission. The transcript is spliced from 8 exons. Gene Ontology annotation, cellular component: chloroplast; cytoplasm. NCBI's taxonomy places the organism in Eukaryota, Viridiplantae, Streptophyta, Magnoliopsida, Brassicales, Cleomaceae.
CGGAUAGAAAACGAGAGCAGAGGCUUUUUGCGAGAGAUUUUUAAGCCCAGAAAAUACCAAAACCCUCCAUUUCUCACACCUUUUGUCACUUUUUCUGGUUCUUCAUUUUCUGCUACUCUCCAGAAAGACUCCAGGUUCUUGUCUCGUAUGCUCUACGAGCUGAAGGAGUUGGAGUUUACACCUUUUGGGUUUUCGUAGUAAUGGCGACCUAUGUUUCUCCGUGUUUUUCUCCUUCUGAUUCUCGGGUUCUCACUGUUCUCAAGAAUAGCGUAUUUCCUGAAAAUCAUCUGGGCAGGGUUUGUUGCCUUAAAAUGCUUGGGAGCAGGAAGACCCGUGUUAGUGCAGCUCAUAAAUCUGAAUCUUCGCCUAUGAGAAGCAAUUCAAACUCUCACAGUCUGAGUCAUUUCCAGAGUCAAGAUCCCUUCUUGAACCUUCACCCAGAAAUAUCGAUGCUUAGAGGCGGCGAAGGGAACAACGAUGUGGUAAUCAAUCCAAGAAAGGAGACUUCCACUGGACCCAUCACUGAGAAUUUUGGAGAAUCGUCUACUACAAGCAGUAAUAAUGAGGCAAGGAUAAAGGUUAUUGGCAUUGGAGGUGGUGGGUCAAAUGCUGUGAAUCGUAUGAUAGAGAGUGAAAUGAAAGGUGUUGAAUUUUGGAUAGUGAAUACCGAUAUUCAGGCAAUGAGAAUGUCGCCUGUGUUCCCAGAGAACAGGUUACCGAUCGGUAAGGAGUUGACUAGGGGUUUAGGUGCUGGUGGAAAUCCAGAGAUUGGAAUGAAUGCUGCCAAAGAAAGCAAGGAAUCUAUCGAAGAGGCGCUCUGUGGUUCAGACAUGGUUUUUAUCACGGCUGGAAUGGGUGGUGGAACUGGCACAGGAGGAGCUCCUAUAAUUGCAGAGAUAGCAAAGGAGAUGGGUAUAUUAACGGUUGGUAUUGUCACAACCCCUUUCUCUUUUGAGGGCCGAAGAAGAGCAUUGCAAGCUCAGGAAGGAAUUGCAUCUCUUAGAGAUAACGUUGACACUCUCAUCGUCAUUCCUAAUGACAAAUUACUUACAGCCGUCUCUCAGUCUACUCCAGUGACCGAAGCAUUUAACUUGGCAGAUGAUAUUCUCCGUCAGGGUGUUCGUGGAAUCUCUGAUAUCAUUACUAUUCCUGGACUGGUCAAUGUGGAUUUUGCUGAUGUGAGAGCUAUAAUGGCAAAUGCUGGUUCUUCAUUGAUGGGGAUAGGAACAGCAACAGGAAAGGCCCGAGCAAGAGAUGCUGCGCUAAACGCGAUCCAGUCUCCUUUACUGGAUAUUGGCAUCGAGAGAGCCACCGGAAUAGUCUGGAAUAUUACUGGUGGAAGUGAUCUGACAUUGUUCGAGGUAAAUGCAGCUGCAGAAGUUAUAUAUGAUCUUGUUGAUCCUACCGCCAAUCUCAUAUUUGGGGCUGUCAUAGAUCCAUCUCUCACUGGUCAAGUAAGUAUAACCCUCAUAGCUACGGGUUUCAAACGCCAAGAACAGACUGAAGGGCGGCCACUUCAGGGGAAUCAACUGGCACAAGGAGAAGUCUCACGGGGAGUUACAAGGCGACCCUCAUCUUCAUUCACAGAAGGUAGCUCGGUCGAGAUCCCUGAGUUCCUGAAGAAGAAAGGUCGCUCUCGUUAUCCCCGCCUCUAAACUGCCUAAACCUCGUGUUUCUCGUUCGCCAACCCAUCCGUGAUAACUGCAGCUUGCCCAACUCAGAGUAAAGUUCUCUCUCUUGCCUCUAUACAACAAGCCCUUAUCUUACCAGUUCCUAAGCUAAGAGAUACAAUGAUGUAAUAACAAAGCGUUUGUCUCUGAGGUAUAUAUAUGCGCUUGGGGUGGUUCUUUGAAUAGGAUCUUGUCUUGCGAUUUAAUGAUUUGCUUAUUAGAAUUGCAAUUUAAUAAAAUGGAGAAAAAAAACCAUGUACUCUGGUUUGUACAUAUUGUCCAAUGCAUUUCAAGACGCUUUUUUGAUUA